This is a messenger RNA of Anopheles moucheti, 1104 nucleotides long. RefSeq lists its product as uncharacterized. The coding region runs from base 1 to 1104 and encodes 367 amino acids. The record is from RefSeq and is a predicted model, not a curated record. NCBI's taxonomy places the organism in Eukaryota, Metazoa, Arthropoda, Insecta, Diptera, Culicidae. The transcript has a single exon.
AUGGGUGCCGCCAGUACCGGGGCCGAAUCGCUGGAGUGCUGCAAUACCGCACCCCCCGCCGGUGCUCCCACCGCACCGCCGCUUCCACCGCAGCAAGCGAACCGAACCGCCACCGUACAGCAGCCGGCAACGGUUGCGGUACCGCCGCACCGGAACGGUACCACUAUGCCAACGACCGUUCUCGGUACGACGCCCGCAACGCAACCGCCGCCCACCAGCACACCACCCCCCGGCGCUUAUCUGCAGACGCAGCACCACUACGCCCACGGCAAGGACGAGCGCAAGAAGCAGGAGCACCGUUCGCAGCUUGACAUCGAGAACAACAACAGCCAGCAGAUGCCUCAACAGCAGCAGCAGCAUCAACAACAACCGCCCGCAACCGUGCUGCCGAUGCAGCAAAAUGGUGGCGGACACCAUCUGUACGUUAACCCGGUGCAGGCGAACGGGCUCAACUUCGAGCUGUACCUGCAGCAGGCGUACCUGGACGAGCACGAGUACUUUAAUCAACUCAACAACAACAACAACAACAACAGCAACGGCAACAACAUUCACACGAAGCUGGCGCCGCUUGCCACCGCCGGUACCGUGUCGCUCUACUCCGAGUACACCGUCGACACGCCGCACACGAUCGACGACUCGAACCUGUCCGGUUCCUGCCAGUGUUUCUUCGCCCGCUACUGUAAAACCCGGCGCCGUUCGUCCUCCACCUCAACCGCCACCUGCUGUCACGGUGGUGGAACCGGUGCAACCGACACGAACAAAGGCACGAAGGCAACCGGGAAGGCGAAGCGGGGCCUGCCAACGGUAAAGGAGCAGGAACAGCCGAAACCAAAACCCCACCCCACCGGCCCAACCGGCAGCGGUGGAGGGGGUGGUGGCGGUGCCGCGGCAAGGAACCGGGGUGCGGCGGGGCGGGGGGCUGGCGCCACCGAUACGGAUCCGUUGAUGAGGCGGCCCCGCCGGAAGAAGGACUCGAGCGAGCAGGACCUCGCGGCGAAGGCGCAACAACAGCAGCAGCAGCAGCAGCAGCAGCAACAAAAUCAACAGCAACCGGCCGCCAGCAAUGGGGAUGCGGCGCGACACCAGCAACACCAAUCGAAGUAA